Salvia hispanica is the source of this 2795-nucleotide messenger RNA. RefSeq names its product HAUS augmin-like complex subunit (gene AUG6). Gene Ontology annotation, cellular component: HAUS complex; mitotic spindle microtubule. The record is from RefSeq and is a predicted model, not a curated record. Gene Ontology annotation, molecular function: microtubule binding. Lineage: Eukaryota; Viridiplantae; Streptophyta; Magnoliopsida; Lamiales; Lamiaceae. Gene Ontology annotation, biological process: spindle assembly.
UUCAACUAGAGAGAGAAACCCAUAAAAAUCAAAACCAGAAACGAAAUCUAAUCGGAAAAGCACAAAACCCCCCGGAAAAAUCACACACACUGAGGGUAUCGGCGCCCAUCGAAUGACGAUGGACAGAGAGAAGGAGAGAGAAAUCGAGUUGGAGAGCGCAAUGUACACCAAUUGCUUGUUGCUCGGCCUGGAUCCGAACGUAAUCGGAGUCGGCUCCAACAACGGCACGCCUCGUGUUGGCUUGUUCCGCCAUUCUAACCCUAAAUUGGGCGAGCAGCUGCUCUACUUCAUCCUGUCGUCUCUCCGUGGCCCGCUCCAAUCCGCCAAGGAUUUUGAUAAGGUGUGGCCGAUUUUUGAUUCGGCUCAGUCUAGGGAUUUUCGGAAGGUCGUGCAAGGGAUUAUAAGUGAGCUGGAAUCGCAAGGUGCAUUGCCCAGGAGUAAUUCAAGGGUUUCAUCGCUUGCAACCUGCUGCGGACCAAGAUUCGUCGAACUCUUAUGGCAGCUUUCACUGCAUGCUCUGAGAGAGGUCCAUAGGCGAACAUUUGCAGCUGAUGUUGCAUCAAAUCCACAGCCUGCCCCAUUAACUGAUGUAGCUUUCUCACAUGCAGCUACACUGCUUCCUGUUACCAAGGCGAGGAUAGCUCUUGAAAGAAGAAGAUUUCUGAAAAAUGCAGAGACUGCAGUGCAAAGGCAAGCAAUGUGGUCUGAUCUGGCUCAUGAAAUGACAGCUGAGUUCCGUGGUCUAUGUGCUGAAGAGGCAUACUUACAGCAAGAGCUUGAAAAACUUCAUGAUUUGAGAAACAAAGUAAAACUCGAAGGUGAAUCCUGGGAUCAGCUUGUAUCUAGCUCAAGUCAGAAUUCUCAUAUAGUCCAAAAAGCUACACGCAUGUGGGAAUCUUUGUUAUCUCGCAAGAGUCAACAUGAGGUCCUUGCUUCAGGCCCAAUUGAGGAUCUUAUUGCUCAUCGAGAGCAUAGGUAUCGCAUCUCUGGUUCGGCCUUGUUGGCAGCGAUGGAUCAAAGUUCGUUAGUAUCAUCUUCUAGUAUGACUUCUCAACAACUAGGUAAUGAGGAAACUGAGAGUUCACGAACAGAUGUAACUACGGAGAGCAAAAAUGAAGAAAAGUAUUCUCGACUUGAUGAUAGAAAUACUAGAGGGCAGCCAACAGUUGAUAUUGCUGAAGUUUUACGACGUUGGACGCAUGCCUUGCAGCGGAUUCAUAAACAGUCCCUCCAACUGUCAAAAGCCAAUGAUGGAGAAGGCCCGCAGCUCCUCCAAAGUGGGCAUGAUGGUGAUACCAGCAGUCAUGCUGAGUCAUUGGCUGCGACACUGGCUGAACACAGGCAGCAUCUGGACAGCAUACAGGUGCUCAUUAAUCAACUAAAGGAUGUAGCUCCAACCAUACAAAACUCAAUUUCCGAACUUACUGAGGAAGUGAAUAGCAUAUCAUCUAAUCCCCCUCCUGUCAUGAAUUUUAGAUUAAACUCGCCCAUCCAGACACAGAGCAGUGGGAGGACGUUGGAAAGUAGUGUUGAUGAUGUGGCUGAAAUAACCUCUAGAUUGUCAUCCAUUCAGAUUGAAAACGUAUCUGCUAGCCCCCCUACUCUGAAGCUGCCUCCACUAUUUAGUUCGACACCUUGUUCUUCUGGAAAAGGUGUAAACAUGCAAAAACGACAUAAUAUGGCUCAAGUCAUACCAGCAGAAGCCAUAAUAGACAAAAAGUUUGUAGAAAAUCCCCCAUCAAACAGUCACAUGGAUAAUCCAACACAUGAUGAGGAUAUUCUUUCUCUACAAUAUUUGAAGAGGUCUGUACGAGAAGCUGCUCUUUUGUCUAAAAGAAGCAACUCGGAAUCUUCACAAGACAGUCGUUCUAAUGAUGGUUCUGAGCACUACUUUGUUCCGCUUUCUGGGACUGGAUUGUCUCGUCAUGUUCAGGAUAACAAAAUUAAUUCUCUUAAGAGUAGACAACUUUUCACAUCUCAAGCAGAUUCCUCCUUGCUUCAGACCCAUGUUAAGGACAACAAUGUUGGGAGAAGGUACAGUGGAGUUACAGACAUACUGAAUGAUAUAGAUUCCCUUGAUGAAUUUGAUGGGGUGAACAGUUUCCUCUCCGCUGCUGGGUCAAACUCGUCGGUUUCUGAUGCACAUAGGUCAUUCUAUGAUGUUGAUGAGGCUGAGGAUCAAGUUUUUUCUCCUCCUUUGCUAAUGGAUACUGCAUUUUUGGCAGAUUCAUAUGAGGAUUUGCUUGCUCCCUUAUCUGAUACUGAAGCAGCCUUGAUGGAUCACUGACAGUAAAUAAGUGUAGAAAACUUGCUGCAUCUCUUCAAGAGAUAUAUUUCUUUAGCCAAAUGCAUUUGCUUUCGUAUUUCAGCCGGAGUUUCUAUCCUUAGUGGUACUUGUAUGAUCUGUCUACUCCCUUCUUUGUUUUGCAUAUAUGUACGUGACAUUUUCUCAGUUUGACGAGGAUUGCUGAUUUGGCUAGAAGCAUACUGGAGUGUAACUAUGUAUGGCAACAUUACUCGUGUCUUAGAGGCAGAAAUGUGGUCUUGGAAAAGAUUAAUGCUGGUUUAUAAAGAAGCCUCACUAUUGUUUUUUGUCUUGAGGUAACUGACAUUUUGCUUCACAGCGACCUAAAAUAUGCGACAACCCUUCUCGUUGGCCGCACACUUGUAAAGUGUAGAUAUAUGUCACACUUGUAUAAGUGUAGAUGUAUGUCCUGUCCUAAUCGUACAUUACACUAAUGCAUUGAUUGGUGGUUGUAGAUUAUCAUUUAUUUCUAUAUUUUGUUCCAUUCCAA